AUGGAUUCUGCUGAGAAUCCUAAGUUGUUCUCCGGAAAGAAUCCGGGAGAUGUUAAAAAGUUGGAUAUCAUAAAUGUGAAGAAAUUUCUACAAUCUCGUGCCCAAGAAAUAGAAGAAGUCUUCACUUUAUUGAAGCAAAAUGACAAACAAAAACGAAUUUUUCAAAAACUUCCCUUUGUAAUGAGGAGAAGAGCCAUGUCCCAUAACCCAUUCAAGAUUCCUAGGAAUAUCAGAGCACACAUUCUCAAAGAAAUGGCUAAAAAUACACCAAAAAUAGAAUUAUUAGAUACAGUUCAAUUACUAAAUUUAAAACAGGUUUCUAAAAGAAUCAGAAAGGACCGCAGAAGAAAGUUGAAUAGAUUACAAGAAUAUCAACAAAGAUGUAGCAGAAAUAAAUGGCUUGAAACUCAUCUAUACCAUGCAAAAAGGUUCAAAAUGGAUAGUGUUUGGGGAUAUAGGCUGGCGAUUACACCAACCCAAAAAUCUAAAAGACGUUUUUUACGCCAUUUAAAACAUAAAUGUGUGAUUCAUGAUAGGUCCUACGUGGAAGUUAUAUCGGUUUCUGGUGAGUUGGAACAAAUGAAAAAAACUUUUAAACUAGUUUUUUCUGACUCUUUUUUCAUGUUCCAAGACAUUUAUACUUGCGGUGAUACCAGAGGAACAUCGUUCUGUUAUUCAGAUUACAAUAGUGAAUCAGAUGAUAAUCCAGAUCAAAAUACUUUGAGAAACUUGAUAGCGCCUGUAAAUUAUAUUUGGUUACCCACGAAAGGACAAAUUAGGACAAUUUGGUUAUUUGUUCAUCCAAUCUCAAAAUUAGAGCUGUACAAUACAUUGUUAAAGGAUGAAAAUUUAAAAGUUGAAAAUGUUGAUAAUUUGGUAAAAUUUGAACUUUUUGGCCCACUUUCGAUGUUGUUACUAAAAAAGGCAUUAAAAGUUGACCCCAACUAUUCAUUAUCUAACAAAUUAUGGUCAUCGAUUUCUGUUAAUACCAGUACCGGUUCACCAUUACAUUCAAUUAAUUGUCAUUCUUUUGUAUUACCUAUUUCUAUAACUAUACCACAAGUAUUUGGAACCCGAAUUCCAUUUGAUUUAUCAAAGGCAACAUGUCUGAAUGAGGAAUUAAAAGUCGAACUUCCUCUGAAUGAGCAGGAAAAAGAAGAUUUAAAUACAGAAAGAUUAAAAUUCUAUCAUUAUAAAUCUGAAAAUAAGCCGUUACAAGGGAAUCCCUUGCCAAGAAAUAGGAAAAGAAAAGAUUAUUCCAAACUAAUAGAUAAAUUAUUAGACUCUUUGACACAUCCAACUACAACAAAGAUAGAAUACAAGAAUGAAAUUAAAGACGAAGAAGAGGACCAAAACAUAUCAUUACCUAAAAUACCAAUUCUGGCAAUAUUUAGGAACUCGGAUCCAUGUGGAGUAGAUUUGCUGAUACCUCCAAACAGUAACUCAAACAAACUUUGGAUAUUACUUAAUAGAUUUGGUGGAUUAAGCAUCGGACUGACUGAAAGAAGACACUUGAUGAACCAUUUCCAUCUUCCUUCAUUCCCUCAUGAUUUCCCUGAAACAGAAUUGGGUCAACUCUACUACAAAAAUCUCUUCAAGACUGAGUCUAAUAAAUAUGCAAUGAGGCCUGCGAACAAAAGGGUCAAUUACUCAUUCCUAGGAGUUGAUAAUGCUUUUGUAUUACCAGUAAAUUUGGAGGAACAAAAGGUUAACUUUUCACCAGAAUUAACGACUCCUCACUUGAAAACGACUCAACAGUGUUUAUUUAAGAGUAGACACCUUCUGUUGACUUCUCUUUGUUCAGGGUUAUAUCAUGAACCAGCUGAAAAAAGUUUAAGAGUACUUAGGCUAAGUUACUUUUCCAACAACUCACAUAAUUUGCAUAUUGAAAGUUUGUUAAAACGGUUAACUAACGGGAAGAACUGGGGAGAAUUGGAAAUAUCCAAUGACGAAUAUGUUAGUGUUAUUUUGGAAUGUUCCAAAUCUUCACUUAACUUUCUGACGAGACUAUAUCAAAUAGAGGCUAAUGAUUUAAAUACAGUUGAUUCUGAGGUUUUGAAGUCGAUUUUCAUGAGAAAAAACCAGGAAGUUAGAGGUUACAUGAGAGUAAAGGAGCCAUUUCACCGAGAAUACAAAAUGUCAAGUUUGAAGAGCAUGUUACAGGCUAAAAAUCCAAAAAAUCUAAAUCAAGCUGUUAUCCAGUCCACUUUAGACUACUUAAAUCAUCAAGGGAUGGUAAAUUCAAGAAAGUUAAUGGGAUUCACAACAUCCAAAGGUAAAAUAUUUUACAGUUAA
Theileria annulata is the source of this 2295-nucleotide messenger RNA. RefSeq lists its product as uncharacterized. Gene Ontology annotation, biological process: tRNA 5'-leader removal. Gene Ontology annotation, cellular component: nucleolar ribonuclease P complex; ribonuclease MRP complex. Lineage: Eukaryota; Apicomplexa; Aconoidasida; Piroplasmida; Theileriidae. The transcript is spliced from 7 exons. Bases 1 to 2295 code for a protein of 764 amino acids. The record is from RefSeq and is a predicted model, not a curated record.